Messenger RNA from Cyanistes caeruleus (blue tit), 2212 nucleotides. The record is from RefSeq and is a predicted model, not a curated record. Lineage: Eukaryota; Metazoa; Chordata; Aves; Passeriformes; Paridae.
CUCUGCUGCCCUACAGCCAAGUCUCCUCUGCUCUGGAGGGUUCCCAUCCCCAGUGGGUGAAGUUUUGAGGAAGGACAAUGAUGAGCAAGAAGAAAUUCCCAGCUGAGGAAAACACUGGCAGAUAAUUCUGUUUGCUCCAAAGCCCUGAGAAUCUCUGAGAAGUCCCAAAGCAGAGAGCCUUUGGAAGCAGAAGAAAGUGCAGUCAAGCAGGAAAACAUUUGCUUCCUCACAUUGGAGACUGCACCACCACCAUCAAACUUUGUCCCUGAUGUAAUUGAAACAAAGAGCCAAGAACAGAAAACACAAAUCAUUUCACCUCUGCCUCCUCCACCAUCUCUUGGAAUGGCAACAAAAUUGAAAAUCUGCUGACACAGAAUCCUGCAGCACUAAGGAUAAAGCAGCCAUUGCUGGAGCAGCUCACUUGGGCAUAAAGCCUGGAGAGGUUGUGACACAAUGUCUUCUGACGGUUUUCUAAAGGAAGUUCAAGCCAUUGGUGAGAAGUUUCUCCUUAAGCUCCAGAAACUGCCCAAGGCUGAGCCAGUGGAGAUUGUCAGCUUUUCUGUGGUUCUUCUGUUUAUUGUUACUGUGCUGGUGCUCAUGAUCAUUGCCUGCAGUUGCUGCUGCUACAGCUGCUGUGGCUGUGAUGGACACCCUGACUCCAGACACAGGAAGAGCCAAGUCCGCCCAGCUGCUCAUUCAUGAGGUGACACAACCUGCUAUCAAGGACAUGCAUGGACAUUGUGAUUCAGUGCUAUGGGAAUGACUUUCCACACUAGCCCACUGAAAAUGGCAAUAACAAUAUUAAUUAACAUGACUCAAAGGACCAGAAAUCACAGCGUGGAAUUCCUUCUCUCCGUGACAGCCACCACUGUGACCAGAAAGGUAAAGCUCCUUUACCAUCACUGUCUCCCUCUUCUGGGCUGGGAUGGGGUGGGAGGGCAUGGACACAGACUGCUGAGAAAAGAGACAGCUUUCCCAAAGACAGCCCUGCAGUUGGGCCAGCUGAGGAUCCCCUCUGGGACACAGAGCCACGGAGCAAAGCAGAGGCCAUGCACACAGCCACACACGAGGCACUGCCUGCUCUCCUCACCAGAAGGAUGGUACUGGGCCUUAGCAAAACCCACUGACACCACUGGGAGGUCCAAUCACUCAAGUCAUUGUGCAUCAAAUGAUGCUUUUGUGGCCAAACCUGUUGCAGGAGACAUGUUUAGCUGAGAUAUCUGCUGAAAACAACAAAUGGUGGACCUUCUGUUCCAGAUGUGCCAGCUGAGGCUCUGAGUACAGCUGGUAACAACUGCCCCCAGUGUUAUUUCAUUGGUGAUACAAUGAUGGGAAAUUGCCAAAGAAGAAAACAGAUCAUGUGGAAUACUCUUUGUAAACAGAAAGAUGAAGGCAAAAGGGAAAAACUCACCAAUCCUACAGCUUACUUUGAUCAUUCUCUGCUCAACAUGCUCCCUCUCCAUGCCCUGUGGUUCUACUCUUCUGCUUAUUGCAGAUGAACGAUUCUUGCAGAGCCUGAGCAUCUCCUGUUCACCCAGGAGAUGAACAAAUCCCAAUCCUUAGUUGAGGAAUCUGUGUGCCAGACGUCCUGCACUGUGUGCAGUUUAUUUUAGUAGACAUGAACAUGAUGCCAGGGGUGUGUUUAUGAGCAUGCACAGAGACAUUUCAGAGGAGUGACACAUGAUGGGAGCCAUCACUUCAGGGUAUGUGUGCAGCAGCUGACAGAGGGCAGAGUGACAGAGCAGAGCCAAGAAUGGGCUGGAGUUAACAAGUGCAAAUAAAUUCCUUUUCCAUGCUGCAGCCACUGUGUGUGUUUGGUUUAUACUCCAGUGACUUUCCGAAAGAGAUUUAUGGAUGUAGAAGGCUGUGGCACAGGCCACAACUUCCACAACUGGCACAGCACAAGAAGGCCACAAUUCUACACUAACUCUGAACCAGUGGUGUUUCACCCCCAAAUGGGAGACCAGACACCUUUGUGAGAAGGUAUAAAAAAUUACAUGCAUGUAGAGAAGUUAUAUUCUGCCUCGGUAUCCCAACUAAGUGUAUGUACCAAAGCCAACAUCUAGCUAGGGAGAACAGUCAUCAAGUUUUUAACGGUGGGCUUUAAAAUACUCUUGACAGUUCAAAAGGUACAGAAAAUAAAGAAAACUCUGUAAAGAAAUGUAUUUUCUCUGUUGCCUGCACCUGUAUUAGUAAAAGGCACAUUACAUCA